Phytophthora sojae is the source of this 2103-nucleotide messenger RNA. RefSeq lists its product as hypothetical. Gene Ontology annotation, biological process: RNA methylation. NCBI's taxonomy places the organism in Eukaryota, Oomycota, Peronosporomycetes, Peronosporales, Peronosporaceae. Bases 1 to 2103 code for a protein of 700 amino acids. The transcript is spliced from 7 exons. Gene Ontology annotation, molecular function: tRNA (cytidine-N5)-methyltransferase activity; RNA binding. The record is from RefSeq and is a predicted model, not a curated record.
AUGGCGUCUGAGACGAAGAAGGCGAGCAAGCCCAAGCCGUCUCUGGACGUGUACAAGCAGAGUUUCCGCGAGUACCUGCGUGAGACGGAUGCCGUGAAGGACGAGACGGAGCUGGAGCAGCUCAUGAAGCUGCUGCACGAGCCGCUGCCCGUGUCCUUCCGCCUGAAUCUGCACCGGCCCGACGCCGACAGGCUGAAAGAGCUGCUGGUAUCGAAGCUCCAGUUCCCGAGUGACAAGUAUUUCCACGGAGAAAUCCCCGUGAACCCGGCUAAGCCGAUCGCGUGGUAUCCGCUGGAGAAUGUGGCGUGGCAAAUGGACUGCGGCCGUGUUGCGCUCUCCAAGAGUGCGCCGAAGCACGAGGAUGUCCGCGCCUUCCACUCCGUUCUGCUGGAGCAGACUGACCGGGGAAAUAUCGAUCGGCAGGAGGCGGUGAGCAUGCUGCCCGUGUUGUUCCUGGAUGUGCAGCGUGGCCACCGCGUGCUGGACAUGUGCGCCUCCCCUGGAUCCAAGACGACGCAGGUUAUCGACUUCUUGCUCUCGGCGGAGAGCAGCAGCGCUGGCGAGCAGAGUGGACUGGUAAUCGCCAAUGAUCUGGACAAGAAGCGCUCGUAUAUGCUGGUGCACCGCCUCUCGCGGAACACUCUGCGUCGUGCUGUAGUGACGUGUGGCGCCGGUGAUACGUUCCCCGGUCUUUAUGACGCUGAGACCAAGACGCUGCAGCCUACCAACGUAUUCGACCGCGUGCUGUGUGACGUCCCCUGCAGUGGUGACGGCACUCUGCGCAAGAACCAGUCGCUGUGGAAGGACUGGCACAUUGGCCAAGGCCUCACGCUGCACCCGAUCCAGCUCGCGUUGGCUCUCCGUGGUGCUGCUCUACUCAAGGUGGGCGGCACCAUGGUCUAUUCUACGUGCUCGUUCAACCCCGUCGAGAACGAGGCUGUGGUUGCUGAGCUGCUGCGUCAUGCUGGUGGAUCGCUGGAGCUGCUGGAUGUCUCGAAGAAGAUGCCGCAGCUCGUUGCGCGUCCGGGUCGAUCCAAGUGGCGUGUGGGCUGGCGCUCCAAGUCCAAGUCGACGCACAAAGGCCACCUCUUCAAGGUUGACAACGCGGACGACAGCAGUGACAAGCAGAGCCUGCACCAGUGGUUUGACAGCUACGACUCGCUCACUCAGGACCUUCGUGGAAGCCGCGUGACGCGCUCCAUGUUCCCGUGUGAAGGCGCCAUUGCCCAGGAGCUGCACAAGACCCUGCGUCUCAUCCCGACGGAUCAAAACUCUGGUGGGUUUUUCAUCGCUGUGCUGCGCAAGGUGGCGGACUUGCCUGGUGAUGAAGGUCGUCAGGAAGGACUUCCCGCGCUUGAGGAGCUGCAGGCGACGCCGCCGGCUGACUACGUUUGCAAGCUGUGUAACAAUGGUGGUCACUUCUUGAAGAGCUGCGAGAAAUACUUGCCCGACACCGAGUUCGCUGCCUCGAACUCGUCGCUCAAGCCGCAGAAGAAGAAGCGCCGCACAGAGGAGCCCGCGGAUGCCAACAAGAGCUCCAAGAAGAAGAACGACAAGAAGCGGGAGAUGCUGUAUCGCCCUGUUGGCGACGAAAUCUGGCAGCAGUUGCGCGAUUUCUACGGUCUGCAAGACGAAACUUUGAAGGAGCGCUUCUGGUGCCGUUCGGACACAGCGGCCACCGUUAACUACGUGGACAAGGAGAUCUCGGACGCGUGCCUUGGUGGAGACGUCCUUGAUAUCGUCAACACGGGCCUCAAGGUGUUCACCAAGGUUACUGAGCGUGGCGAGGUGUUCUACCGCCCGUCAGAGGAGAGUCUCGGCUUCUUCGACGAUUUCUUCACCAAGAGGCGGCUUGACAUCCCUAUCGCCGAUUUCUCGAGUCUCCUUAAGAAUGCGGAGCAGCACGUGGCGUUCGACACGCUGUCUUCAGACCUGCAGAAGGCCAUGGAGGGCAUGCCCAUGGGCCCAGCGGUUGUCCGCGUCAAGGAGCACGAGCAAGUGCGAAUGAACAUUUGGGUCGGCAAGGGCUCCAUCCUGCCCCGCGUGUCGAAGGCCAUGCGCGGAGAGGUCGAAGACGCGCUCAAGCAAUGCACUGACAACUAG